This is a messenger RNA of Apis florea (little honeybee), 1327 nucleotides long. It is a transcript of the gene Naa40, whose product is annotated as N-alpha-acetyltransferase 40. Gene Ontology annotation, cellular component: nucleus. The record is from RefSeq and is a predicted model, not a curated record. Gene Ontology annotation, molecular function: histone H4 acetyltransferase activity; histone H2A acetyltransferase activity; protein N-terminal-serine acetyltransferase activity. Lineage: Eukaryota; Metazoa; Arthropoda; Insecta; Hymenoptera; Apidae.
CUAGAAUAAUUUCAAUAUUUUUAUCUUAUACAAAUUGCAUUGAUUAAUUUUAUAUGAUAAUAAAAUAAUCACAGUAAAAAAAAAGAAUAUAGCCUAAAAGUGUUUAUAUACGCGGGAAAUAUAAUUAUUAUGAAGAAAAGAAAAACAAGACGUCAACUUUUAGUAGAAAAAGAAGCUAUUGCAAAAAACUUAGUUGACAAAGCAAAUUCUGUGAAAAAUCCUAUAGAACAUCUACAUUUCUUUCAUAAAUAUGUAACCAAAGAUAAUGAAAUUAUUGAGCUUUCUUGCAUAAAAGCCAAAGAUGCAGAUUCAAAAUGUAUAUCUUGGAUAUUUGAUAUUAUGGAGCGUAAUAUGAAAUCUCUAUAUGAACAAAGUAAUUGGGGUUGGGAUCCAAUUGCUAAGCAAAAAGAAUUAACAGAAUCAACAGCCUGGUAUUUAAUUGCAUCAUCUAAUGAUAAAUUUGUUGGAUUUUCUCAUUUUCGAUUUGAUGUUGAUUAUAGGGAAGAAGUAUUAUAUUGUUAUGAAAUACAAUUGGAAUCCACAAUACGAAGGAAAGGACUUGGCCAUUUUAUAAUGUUUGCACUUGAAUCUAUGGCAUCAGAAAAUAAAAUGCGUAAAGUAAUUUUAACUGUAUUUAAACACAAUCCAUCUGCUAUGCAUUUUUUUUAUUCUCUUGGCUAUAAGAUAGAUAAAACCAGUCCAUCAGCAUCAGAUCAAUUGGAUUAUAUUAUUUUGAGUAAGGCCGUUGAUAGUGGAACAAUGAGUAGAAAGCAAAAUUCAUUUCAAUAACUCCAUGAUAUUAUUAAAUUCUAAUGUCUAAGAUUGUGUCUUAUGUAAUAAAAUUGGUAAUAUUUGAUGUGGACAUAAAUUAACAAUAGGUGAUUUUAAUGAAGGCCCUACAUUAUGGAAUGUUAAAGGAGCUUUACUAAUGAUCCAAUCAUCUAUAUAAUUAAGGAACUUUGUUAAAUCAACUUCUACAGAUUCAGAAACAUUAAAAUGACGUAAAUAAGAAUUGUCAUUCCAACACAUAUCUAAAGCUGCUUGAUGUAAAACCAUUCCAAUACCUUUACCAGCUCCUUCAGGAAUAGGAAAUACUCGAAAACUAACAAUGCUUAAAUCUGCAGGAAAGUCGUAACGAAGCGGGGAAAAAUAUGGAUUUAAAUUAAAAGUUAAAGAAUUGUGUGGAUGCAUUGCAAUUAUAGGAUAUAAUAAUUCUUCUGAUGUUAAAUGACCAUACAAUGAUAAUACUCCUGAUGGAUGAUUUGUUGGUGGUGUAGAAGAUGUACAAAAAGGCUUUCUUUUUUCAAGAAUAAACAUGAAUAUAUGA